Polyodon spathula (Mississippi paddlefish) is the source of this 6503-nucleotide messenger RNA. RefSeq names its product proline-rich protein 12-like. Lineage: Eukaryota; Metazoa; Chordata; Actinopteri; Acipenseriformes; Polyodontidae. The record is from RefSeq and is a predicted model, not a curated record.
GAAAGAGAGAGAAGCCAAGCCAAUUCCCUUUGCAAUCAAAUAAUAAACAAAAUAGAUAUAUUAUUAUCAUUAUUAUCAUAGGAUAUUAUUAUUAUUAUUAUUAUUGUUAUUAUUAUUAAUAUUAUUGUUAUUGCAAAACAACAGGCCUCUCGGAUCGAGGGGAGGAAAGAGAGAAGGAGGGAGAGAGAGAGAGAAAGAGAGAGAGAAGAAACGGACACAAAAACGGAGAAAGGAGAGAGAGAGGGAGGAGGAGAGGAGAGGAGAGGAGAGGAGAGGAGACACUAUUCUUCCUGACGGGGAGCCUGCAUUGAAAAAAAAAUAUCGGAUUGUUUUUUUGGGCUUUUUUCUUUUUUUUAUAAAAACAAAAAAGAAACAAUAUAUCCGAGCGAGUCGGUUCGGGUCCAACGGAACCGCGACUCUACAUGGAUAGGAAUUAUCCCGGUGCCGGGUUCGGUGAUCUCAGCGGCGGGGGAGGAUGGACUUACGAGCGGUCUGCAAAAGCGAGUCUUGUCUACAGUGGUUCCCGUUCCUCUCUCCCAGACUCUGAUCUCCUCCACAGACAGGCCUAUGCUUCACCACACCCCCUCCAAGGCUAUGCAACCAAUCACCAUCCAGCAGGCCUCUCUAGUCUGUUUGAGACAGGUCUCCAUCAUGCUAGUUCAGGGGCCCCUGACGCCUCUGUAAUGAAUCUCAUUUCAGCCCUCGAGUCCAGGGGUCCCCAGCCUGGCCCCUCUGCCUCCUCCCUGCUCUCCCAGUUCAGAACCCCCUCCUGGCAAACUGCUCUCUCUCUCCUCUCCCCUGAACUCUUUAUCUCUGGAGCUCUGCCCGGCUCUGGCUCUUUUCCCUCCUCCUCUGCCCUCUCAGCCUAUCAGCACCCGGCCUCCUUCAGUGGGCGGAGCUUCCCGGGGGUGACCUCGUCACUCUCCCUCCAUCUCGAGGCCAUCCUGCUCCUCAUCACGACUCCGGUCCUGGCGCAUAUCAAGGCGCCCCCCGGCCAGCCAUCUGCCCUGGGGUUUGACAGCUGCUAUCCUCCCAGGGUCCGGCUCUACAGGGGAUGCCCAGGACCCCCCCCCCGGCCCCCCCCUCCACGCACCCCCCCGCCCCCGGCCCCCCCCAGACACCUCUCCUCAGCUCACCAGUUCAAUCUGCUCUCCUCUCAGUUGCAAGACCAGUCGUCCCAGCUCUACAAUGCCUCUGUGUUACUCCAGCGCGACCCCCCCCCCGCCCUCCCCGCGCCCCCCCCCCCCCGUCCAGCUCCGCCAUCGAGAGGGCCAUGCCCAGUCCGCAGACAGGAGGACAGCGUAAUCAAACACUACCAACGCCCCUCCCCCUCCGCGGUGGGCUCCUCCCACUCCCUGCAGCACUACCUGAGCUGCGGCGCCACCAGUUACCAGCAGAUGGCAGCAGCGCAGCACCAACAGCAGCAGCAGCACCAGCAGCACCAGCAGCAUCCACAUCACCAGCAGCAUCAGCAGCAGCAGCAUCACAGACCAAGCCUGAGCUGCAGUCCCCUGACUGACCACAGCCCCCUGGGGGGCGCCAGCGGGCCCGAGAAGUCGAGCCAGAGGGGAGAGCCUCAGAAGCAAGCUUACCGGCCCAUCAUCCAGCCGUCCCCUGUUUACACUCCCUCGAGCGGAGGCACAAGCUCCGCCUCCAGCCUGGCCGCGGGCGGAGGGGGCGUGGUCUGCAAGGCGAAAGGGGGAGGGGCUUCGGGAAGCUCCACCAGUGGCUACUCCACUCGCUCCUCGCCCCCUCGCCCCCCCCUCCCCCUCGGACCCCUCCCUCUUCCUCUUCAUCCUCCGCCCCCCAGGGGAGUUACGGAUCGCCAGCCCCCCAGCUUUUCCAGCCACAACCCCGUCCGCCCCCAUCCGCCCCCAUCCCACCCCCACCAGAACCAGAACCAGAACCAGAACCAGCACCAGCAGAGCCAAGCGGGUCCCGCCUGCUAUUCCCCGGGCCAGCCUCCCAUCGCAGGCUCCCUCCUCUCCCACGGCUAUGGAUCGGGAGGGUUUAGCUCCCCCAGCGCUCAGGAUCUGAGCGGCGGGGGGGGUGGUGGUGGUGCUGGGGGGGGUGGCUCGUCCUCAGGGGGGGGAACGGGAGGGUCGUCCGCCGGCCAGAAGGCUUACCUGAGUGGUUUUGGGGCCGACUUGGUCUAUGGGAUGCAGCCGGACUCGGCGCCGGCCGACUACGCCCCUUCCUCCUCGUCCUCUGCCUCCUCUUCCCUUGCUCACCGGGCCCUGGGCGAUGGCAGCCCUUCUCUCGGGUACUCUGGACACUCCCCGGCCCUGGUGGGCGGCUCUGGCGCUGCCUACCCCCCCCACAUGGACUCCAGCCCCUCCCCUUCCAGCUCGUCCCACGGGGGGAUCGUCCGGCCAGGCUUGAGGUCUCCCCAGAGCAGCCGCCUCUCUCAGUCGCCAUCGCACCCCAAAUACCUCCCCUCCGUCCUCUCCCCUUCCUUCCUGGCUUCCCCGCAGCAGGGGGGUUACCCCUCGGCCAGCGACUCCAGAGGGGCGCCCCAAACCUACCAUCACCCUCCCCCUCCGCCCCCCUCAUCCUCCUCCUCCUCCUCCACCGCCUCUAGCGGGAAGCUCAAAUCCGGGCGGCCGGCGGGCGACGAGGCGGAAGAAGAAGAAGAAGAAGAAGAAGAGGGAGGAGGAGGAGAAGAAGAAGAAGAAGAAGCCGAUUUCUUGAUCCAGCACCUCCUCCAAUCACAGAGCCCCCCCGGGAGGCAGAACCCACCUCCCGGGAGCCAGCCGGCCAACGGGAUGGCGGAGAGCGGGGAGGACGGCCGCGGGGCUGGGCCUCCCCUGAAGGGUCUGGCCGGGUACGAGACGGGGAAAGGCUCCAGCGAGGAGCGGCGCCACCUGCAGAGCGUGAUCCGCACCCACAGCGCCAACGGCAGGAGCGGCCGCGGGAGAGAGGACGACGAGGAGAGGCACUUCGAGAUGAUGAAGGGCGCCGGGGGAGGGGGGGCAGGCACCGACGGCAAGAAGAAGGAUCUCAUGCGGCUCUACGACGCCCCCCCGCAGCUCUACCAGCACCCGCAGCUCCUGCACCCCCUCCACCACCCCCCCCACCCUUCCUCCCAGCAAGACCCCCUCAGCUCAGUGCUGCACUACAACCGCGGGGAGCUCUACUCUUCCUCCCCUCCGGGUCGGGGUCCUCCUCAUCGUCGCACCCCCCCCAACUCCUCCUCCUCCCCCCCUUCUCCUCGUCCUCCGCCCCUCCCCGCCCUCCCCUCCCCCAGCCUCCUCGCAGGAGAAGCCGGGCAAGCCGGAGAACUAUCUCGGGAAAGCCCCUCGGACGCCCUCCUCCUCCUCCUCCUCCUCCUCCUCCUCCUCCUCUACCGAAGCUCUGACCGCGGCAGGUCUGAACGACUCCUCCCGUUCCCUCCAGCGGCGGCAGCAAACCGGGACUCCGAUUACUCUCCUUCCGGCAACCAGCAGGACAGGAAGACCGCCCUGGACCAGCUCGGCCACCUCCAGCUGUCCCAUCACCUGAUGCAGGCGCAGAGGCUGGGGGCGGGAGGAGGAGGAGGCAGCCCCCGUCACUCCCCGGCCUCUCAGCUCCAGCUCCAGGUCAACCACUCCCAGGCUCUGGCGGCUCACCUCCGGGGUCAGUCCGUAGAGGAAAUGCUGGAGAUUUCCGGGAACGGAGGGGAGGGCGGUGAAGGGGGAGGGGGUCACCCUCACCCCCACCCCCAUCAGCAGCAGCACAGACACCCCCUCCCCAGGCAACAGCACCCGGGCUUUCUCCAGCCCCAUCACCUCCACCACCCACCUCACCUGCACCUCCAGAGCUCCCCUCAAACGGUCCUCCAGCAGACCAACAUCCAAGACUUUUUAGGGGACCCCGAGCUCGGAUCCGGCAACAAAUCAUGCAUUCUGACCAUCACCAGCAGCAGCAGCUUCAAACAUCAUCACCACGCCGGACAGCGAGGCGGUGGAGCGGGACGGGGAGGGGGAGGGGGAGGGGGGGAGCAGCAGGGGGGCGGGUGCGCGGACCCUCGGGACCGGGAUCAGAGGAGCCAGCUGGACCCCGGCAUCAAGGAGCACCAGUUUCACCCGGACGGCCCCUCCGCCAAGCAGCAGAGAUUCAUCCCGCUCGCUUCCAUGUGCUUCCCGGACUCCCUGCUCCAGGAGGAGGUGCAGAUGGAGGAGGAGCGCUCCUUCUUCCCCGGCAUGGACGACAUGUUCUGCGGGGACGAGUACCCCAAAGGCGUGGGGGCCGGAGCCAAUGGCUCGGGGGUCGAGGCUGAAGAAGCCAGGAGAGGCGGGGGGCUGGAUCAGGUGAAAUCGGGGGUCUACGACAUGAUGGGGCACCCCGACGCUCACCCGGGCGCGGGAGGGGGGUACGGCUCCUAUUGCCAGAGCCUAAACGAAGUCCACCCCCACCACGCACCUCAACAGCACCCCCACCCCCACCACCCACCCCCCCACCCCCACGAUCACUCCCUUCACCUAGAGAUGGAGCUCAAGCCACAGCAAGAGUUGCCGUCCACAGUCAACACCGAACAGCUGGGGUUGAUCCACUCCAGGACGGCCCCUCCCGCUCCCUCCUCCUCCUCCCUGGGCUUGGGAGGGGGGGAACACCAAGGUGCCAAACACCACAUGGGGGGUCCUGCUCCCCCUCCUCCUCUUCCCCCUCCUCCUCCCAGUCACCCCCCAGCCGGACUCACUUCGCCCAUCUUCUGCUCCUCGCGUCCCAAGAAGCUUCUGAAAACCGGAUCCUUCCACCUGCUGAAGAGACGGGACCCCCGGGGGCUGGGAGACCUCCAGCAGCAGCACCAGCAGCUGGGGCAGGGGCAGGGGGGCGGGGAGAAGAAGAGGUACGCCCAGGAGUACGAGUUCGGAGACGACGACGAGGACAAAGCUGACGCCCCGGCAGAAAUCCGACUCAACAGCCGGAGAAUUUUACCGGAUCAUCUUUUACCCGAUUUGAUCUCCAGUUGCAGGAAGAGUGGAGGAGGGGGGGGUCCGGGGAGCUUGAGCCCCCUCCUGGAUCUGGAUUACGGUUACCACCCCUCCCUCCAGCCCCCCCUGCCCUCCUCCCACCACCCCCCUUCCCCUCCCAAGGGAGCGAAGAGGAGAGGACGGAAGCCCACCAAGCCGAAAAGGGAGGGACCUCCGCGGCCGGGGCGCCCCAGGAUCAGACCGCUCCCCGAACCCGGUUUCAGCAGAGGGGGGGCCGGGGCGGCCGCGAGGCGGGGCCGGGGGCGAGGCCGGAGGGAGGGGCCUCAGGACGCCAGGGGAGGAGGGUACGAGAUGGGAGGAGACAAGGAGGAGACUCUGAAGCCAAUUAAGAUGAAGCUAACCCUCUCCAGAUCUCAGUGUCAGCUCUCUCAACAUUCUCACUCUCACCCCCUCCAGCAGCAGCAGCAGACCCCCCCUUCCCUUGGCCUCCUCCACUCUGACCCCCCCAUGGGCACCCCGGAGCUCCACCUCUCUGACAGCCUGGGGGGGCCACAGCCGGGCCACGGACAAAACCACGAGCAAAUCAACCAGAAGGUACAGGAAGCAGAAGAGAAACAGACGGAGAUGAAAUCCGGAUUCAUGGCUUCAUUCCUGGACUUCUUGAAAUCAGGGAAGCAGCAGCAGCAGCAGCAGCCGCAGCCCCACCAGCUCGCCCCCGCCCCGAACCCGAGUUCGAACAGCCCCGACGGGGGGGGAGGGAAGGAGGGCGAGGACGAGGAGGGGCUGGGCCUGGGCUGCAAGCGCCUGGACGAGGAGAUGAUGAAGAGGAACCUGGAGACUCUGCCCUCGUUCUCCUCGGACGAGGAAGACUCCGUCAGCAAGAACCAGGACCUGCAGAAGAGCAUCUCUUCUGCCAUCUCCGCCCUGUACGAGACUCUCCCCUCGCGCCCGCCACCCUGUCCCCCGCCCCCCGCCAGCCCGGCCCCGCCCCCAGCACCGCCGGAGCACGCGGAGGCCGGCCGCAGCCCGGCUUCAGAACACGGGGAGGAACUGGGAGGAAGCAGCAAUGCCAGCACUGGGAACGAUGAGAGCCAGACUCAGAGCCGGGACUCGCAGGGGGAACCCCGCAACCCCGUCCCGGACCCCCAGAACCAGCCCGUCUUCGAAGAGCUUCAGGAUGAGGCUCUGGAGGAACCACCAGCCUCGUCUGAACUGGCUGCCCAGGAGAGAGAGCUGGAGGGGCAGCCCGAACUGGGCCAGGCCUCCCUGCCUCUCCCUCCUCCUCCUCCUCCUCCUCCUCCCACCUCCGCUCCCUCCCCCUCUCCCUCCCUCUCCUCCUCAUCCUCCUCCUCCUCCUCCUCCUCCUCUCCGUGCUCCCCCUCUCCCGGGACCCCCGAGGAGAACACGGGUUCGAGGCCCCUUCACCUGGCCAGGAAGCAGGAGAGAGCGGCAAUCUGCGGGGAGACUGAAGACGAAGGCGAGGGGGAAGAGGAAGGGGAGAGCGGAGGGGAGGGCAUCUUCAGAGAGAGAGACGAGUUCGUGGUGAGAGUGGAAGACAUUCAGACUCUGAAGGUGAGGAGAGACGGGGAG